AUUACUUCACGUUAAAACCUGUCAGUUUUAUAUCAGAAAAUUACAAAAUGUCAAUACACAUUUAAAAAUAAAAAAAUCUCAAAAUUUCCAGCAUACAACCAUCAAAACUAAUGGAGAAAUUCCAUUACAUUCCUUAAAAGGAAACAAAAUUCACAAAUAAUGAUAUCAAGAAUACUAUGUAACAUCUGUUCUAGAAGAUUAACCUACAGAACAUGUAAUAUUUUAAACAGAACACUCACUAACCGUCCCACAGCUUUUACAACGCAAACUAUGGUGAGAUAUUACAGCAAAACGCCGAAAACUCCCGAUUUAAUUUACAUUCCGCACGUAUUUCGAUGGUUGAAAACCAAAUUCCAAUUGAAAUAUCUUCAAAAAACGUGGGAUCCGGAAUUUACAGAAGGCGCUUUCAUAUACGGUACAUCGAAAGCCGUAUGUAGAAUAACCGAGAUCAUUCAUAAUAAUCAACCUGAAGAAUUGGAGGAUCUAAUGACACUUUCUGCUAGGCAAAAAUUGAAAGAAGUUAUGAAAACAAGGUUGACUAAAACUCAAAAGGCUAUUAUAAAAUUAAAACCUGAAGAUAUCAAAAUUCUAGUACCAAUAACUGUGAGUUUUAAAUCGAAUAAAGCAUCGCAGAGAGAUUGUACCAUCGCUAUGAGAGUAUUAGCUUUGAAAUGGAUUAAAGCCAAAACUGGUCCAAUGAGACUUGUUUUAGUGGCUGUACAGACGGAAUUCCAACGGGAAUAUAAGGCUAAAGAAAAUUCAGAUUGGACUAUUAGUUCUUUUGAUAUUCUAGAAUGUGUAGUUCUAUCUACUUCACCAAACUAUUAAAAAAUAUAAUUAUUACAAAUACCAUUAGUUAUUUAUUAAAAAUGCAAUUAAAAACAAAUAAAAAUAAUCCUAUAUAAAUAAAAUUCUCUAUAGUUCCCAGAGUUAUCAGCAGACCUGACAUUAACAUUUAUGGAUUUGUAAACUUCUCUACAAUCAUUCAAAAUACCAGAAAUUUGUAAAUUAUUAUCACAUUAUUUGCUAGAAUGUCUUGUUAUAAACGUGAUUGAACUCCCAGUAUCUAUGAGACACCUCUAACUAUAAAAAUGAUUCAUCUUUUUUGAGGUUAUAAAAAAUUGUGCUGUUACGAAUGAAACAAAAGGUUUAUUCGAUGCGAGGCAACUUUUGUUGCGACAUAUAUUCACGAGUCGUUAGCCGAGUUGUGUUUUCAUGAGAAUUAAAAUAUUUAUUUAGUGAAGUAUUAGCUUGAUUUUGACCAUGUGGUUUGUUAUAUGAAAGUUUUGUAUAUUAUUUUGAUUAAAAUGUAAUAAAAUAUGAUGAUUUUGU
This is a messenger RNA of Psylliodes chrysocephalus, 1332 nucleotides long. NCBI's taxonomy places the organism in Eukaryota, Metazoa, Arthropoda, Insecta, Coleoptera, Chrysomelidae. The record is from the annotation of a GenBank genome assembly.